Molecule: messenger RNA, 1752 nt
Organism: Ostreobium quekettii
Lineage: Eukaryota; Viridiplantae; Chlorophyta; Ulvophyceae; Bryopsidales; Ostreobiaceae
Source: the annotation of a GenBank genome assembly
AUGGCCAGGUUCGGCCGGCGCGACUGCGAGCGCAAGUACGAUCUGCGGUCCUGGGCCCUGGGCCCCCCCGCGCGGGCCUCCACCCCCGACUCCAACCUCUCCACCUUCUCCCGCGGCCGCGACAUCGUUGACGCCCUGGCUGCGGGCGGCACGGACGGCGGGCCCAUCACGCCCGGCACGCCCUCCCUCGGGCGCGGCUUUUUUGCGGAUCCGCCGGCGGGCUGCGGUAGUGAGCCAGGGUGGAUCGGCGCGGGCCAGGGGCCCCGAUCGCGGGGCACGACGGUGGGGGAAGCGAGAUUCGUUGCCAAGAGGAAGAGAAACGGGUCGUGCAAAGGGCAGCCCUUGGUGGGGAAGCGUGCGCGAGGCAAUUUUGUUUAUCAUCGCGCGCUCGCGGGCGAGGCGGGGGUGGGGGAGGGCGGCGGGGGGCAUGGGGAGGAGGAGAUCGAGUCCAGGGGCACGCGGGCGCGGCGCGUGACGGCGAUGCUGGCGGCGGAGAGACUGAAGGGGAACGAGGCUGCGGGGACGGCGGAUGUUUUCGAGGGGAGGGCGGAGGCGCGGCUGCGGGCGGCGCUGGCUGCGGGGGUGCGGAACGAGAGCGAAGAACUGGGGGACAAGUUUUUUUGCGCAAAACAAACCGGUCAGAAAUCAGCUCAGAAACAAGCCCUGCAAAGGGCGGCACACGGGGAGAUGGGGGGGAGGGAGGCGGGAAGCGUCCGGGGUCGACAAGGGAAUGCAAAGGAGAGGAUUGGCCAGGAGGUGUCGACUGACUCGCGGGAUUCGAAUCAGCCGAUGGCGAGGGCAGAUGGGGAGCAAGAGGUUGGGAGGAUGGCGGCGUCCGGAGGGGCGGGGGCGCCCGCCAGCCCACGCACUCCCAAGGCCGCGACUCGCCGGCGUCCAUCUGUUAAGAGGUCCCGGCAGAGAUCCAGGGUGCGCCCCUCAAGGACCGGCGGAUGCGGUGUUGGGUCCGGCGGGGGGCGAGGGUUGGUGAUCGGCGGGAAGCGGCCCAGGCUGGGCGUGGCGACGCACGGGUCGGCGAGCAAGUGGGGGGGGAUGGUGGCGGCGGGGACGGCGGUUCGGCGGCCGCGGCGGCUGCAGGCGCGUCUGGCCAGCGAGCGCCUGAAGGGCAACCCUGACGCUGGUACGGUGGACUUCUUCAGCCCCAAGUCGGAGGAUCUGAUCAGGCGGCUGUUCGGCGACGUGGAGAGUUGGGAAGGGAGGGCGUAUUGCGGGAAGGAGUGCGAGACGGAGGCGGAGGGGGGAUGCUUGGGGGAUGAGUUGGAGUUGGGGCUGUGGGAUGGGAGGGCGAAAUGUGAGGAUUCGGAGAUGUUUGUGGAGGGGCCCGACAGGGCGGGUCCGCGGGAGGAAGUGAGGAGGGUGGAGGGGGAACCUGGGCGUGACUUGGAGAGCGUAGGAGCGCUAUUGGGCGUGGGAAAGGGAUCUGGUGUAGAGGGCCGGGCCCAGGGGACCAGCGAUCCAGAGGGGGAGGCUGGGGAGAGCGUGGGCUGCGGCGUGGCGCCGUUUGAGGCCAGGGAGACGGGAGUUGGCGAGUGCGACGUGGGGACAGGGCUGGGUGGCGAGGGGCGUGUUGUGGAGAAACGAUCCAGGCCGAGGAGAGGCAAGAGGCCUGCCGCUCUGGCAGCUUGUCUUUUUGGAGACUGGGGCAUUAUUCCGCCACGCGUCGCAGCUACCAAAGCAGCUCAGCGUGUGACGCAGAUGUUUGAGAUGCAGAGGUCACAAAGGCAGAGGAGAUGA